Messenger RNA from Nestor notabilis (Kea), 9761 nucleotides. Its product is annotated as nesprin-1-like. Lineage: Eukaryota; Metazoa; Chordata; Aves; Psittaciformes; Psittacidae. The annotation marks the transcript as partial. Gene Ontology annotation, cellular component: membrane. The record is from RefSeq and is a predicted model, not a curated record. The transcript is spliced from 57 exons. Gene Ontology annotation, molecular function: protein binding.
CAUCUGUUGUCUGAAAUGGAGUCACUGAAGCCAAAAGUUCAUGCAGUACAAGUCUGUCAGAGUGCCCUGAGGAUUCCUGAAGAGGUGGUCACCGGCCUGCCGAUGUGCCACAGUGCCCUCAGGCUCCAGGAGGAGGCCAGCCGCCUGCAGCACACUGCCAUCCAGCAGUGCAACAUCAUGCAGGAAGCAGUGGUUCAGUAUGAGCAAUAUGAGCAAGAAAUGAAACAUUUACAGCAAAUGAUAGAGCGCGCCCAUCAUGAGAUCCAAGAUAAAGCAAUAGCAACUGGCAAUAUCCAGGAACUCCAGGUCCAGAUUUCACGUCAUGAGGAGCUGGCUCAGAAGAUCAAAGGAUAUCAGGAGCAAAUUGCUUCUUUGAAUUCAAAGUGCAAGAUGCUGACAAUGAAAGCAAAACAUGCCACCAUGCUGCUGACAGUGACAGAAGUGGAGGGGCUUUCAGAGGGAAUGGAGGAGCUGGAUUCAGACUUGCUCCCAGCACACCCUGCUCAUCCCUCGGUGGUUAUGAUGACUGCUGGUCGCUGUCACACGCUGCUCUCCCCUGUCACUGAGGAGUCUGGGGAGGAGGGAACCAACAGUGAGAUUUCUUCUCCACCUGCCUGUCGCUCUCCUUCACCUGUGGCUAAUACAGAUGCUUCUGUUAACCAGGACAUUGCUUACUACCAAGCCUUAUCUGCUGAACAGUUGCAGACAGAAGCUGCUAAAAUUCAACCCAGCACUUCAGCCACGCAGGAGUUUUAUGAACCAGGCUUAGAAACAGCUGCUAGUGCCAAACUGGAUGAUUUGCAGCGUUCUUGGGAAACACUGAAAAAUGUGAUCAGUGAAAAGCAGCGCACCCUCUAUGAAGCCCUUGAGCGUCAACAGAAGUAUCAGGACACACUCCAGUCUAUAUCCACAAAAAUGGAGAGCAUUGAGAUCAAACUAAAUGAGAGUCUGGAACCAGCCAAAAGCCCAGAGAGCCAGAUGGCUGAGCAUCAGGCUUUGAUGGAUGAGAUUUUGAUGUUACAAGAAGAAAUCACUGAGCUUCAGACAUCAUUAGCCCAGGAGCUGGUUUCAGAACCACUGGAUGCAGAAGCUGCUGAUCAGCUGGCAUUGCAGUCCACUCUCACGGUCUUGGCAGAACGAAUGGCCACAAUUCGAAUGAAGGCAUCAGGAAAACGACAACUAUUAGAGGAAAAACUGAACGAGCAGCUGGAAGAACAGCGGCAAGAGCAGGCUCUUCAAAGGUACCGUUGUGAAGCUGAUGAGCUUGACCACUGGCUACUAAAUACCCGAGCAACACUUGACACUACUCUGAUUACUCCUGAGGAACCUAUGGACAUGGAAGCACAGCUGGUAGACUGUCAGAACAUGCUGGUUGAGAUAGAGCAGAAGGUGGUAGCCUUGUCAGAGUUGUCUGUGCACAACGAGAACUUGCUUAUGGAGGGGAAGGCUCAUACCAAGGAUGAGGCAGAGCAGCUGGCUGUGAAACUCAGGACGCUGAAGGGCAGCCUUCUGGAGCUGCAGAGAGUGCUCCACGAUAAACAGAUCAACAUUCGGGGAUCAUUACAAGACAAGGAGGAGAGUGAUCUAGACUUUGUUUCCUCACAAAGCCCCAAUGUCCAAGAAUGGCUGGCACAAGCAAGAACCACUCGCUCACAGCAACAGCAGAGCACCCUGCAGCAACAGAAAGAGCUGGAGCAAGAACUAGAAGAGCAGAAGAAUCUUCUUCGGUCAGUAGCAUGCCGUGGAGGAGAAAUCUUAACACAGCAAGGUGCUCCAGAAGGCGUAUGUAUAAGUGAGAAGCCUGAUACACUUUCCAAGGAACUGGACUUGGAAGGUGAGAAGCCGUCACCUGAAGAACAGAUGAAAGUGAAAUGGGAAAGCCUGAACCAGGAAUUCCAUACAAAGCAGAGACUGCUUCAGAAAGCUCUGGAACAAGAACAGCUGGUAUUUUAUAACAGACCAAACAGACUGCUAUCUGGAAUGCCUUUGUAUAAGAAAGGACAGGAUGAAGCUAAAUCCUCAGUGUCACCAGUAUUGGUUGAAUUGAAUCAAGUCUUUGAAGAUAUGUCAUCUGAGGUCGGACAGGCGGAAGAGAGCCUCCAUCUUGAACAGAAGCUGUAUGAUGGUGUCACAGCCACAUCCUUGUGGCUAAAUGGUGUGGAAGAACAGGUCUUUGUUGCUACAGUUCUGUUGCCAGAGGAAGAAACAGAAGCAUACCUCUUCAAACAAGAGUCUCUUGCCAAAGAAAUCAAAGACAUUACAGAAGAAACAGAUAAGAACAAGAAUUUAUUUGCUCAGAUAUUUCCUGAGAAUGGUGAUAAUAGGGAUGUUAUACAAGAUACUUUGGAUUGUCUCCUGGGAAGACUGACAUUACUGGAGUCAGUAGUAAACCAGAGAUGCCAUCAGAUGAAAGAACGGCUGCAGCAGAUAGUGACUUUCAAGAAUGAUCUGAAGCUCCUGUUUACCUCGGUGGCUGAAAACAAAUAUUUAGUUUUACAGAAACUAGCAGAGGCAGCUGAGAGACCAGAAACAGAACAAAUGCAGGUCAUACUGCAGGCAGAAGAAGGUUUGAAGGAACUAGAUGCUGGAAUCAAUGAAUUAAAGAAGCGUGUAGACAAGCUACAAAUUGACCAACCUUCUGUGCAAGAGCUGUCUAAGAUUCAGGAUAAGUAUGAUGAGCUGAUGAUGAUCAUUGGAUCCAGACGGAGUGAUCUGAAUCAGAAUCUUGCUCUUAAGAGGCAGUAUGAACGGGCUUUGCAGGACCUCGCUGACCUGGUAGAAACAGGCCAAGAAAAGAUGGCUGGUGACCAGAAAAUGAUUGUUGCUUCUAAGGAAGAGGUUCGAUCGCUACUUGACAAACAUAAGGAAUAUUUUCAGGGGUUGGAGUCUCACAUGAUCCUGAUGGAAACACUCUUUAGAAAGAUGUGUAGCUUUGCCCUCUUGAAAGAAACUCAGUCACAUUCAGAGCUAAUGACACAAGCUUCAGCUAUAUUAAAGAUGUCUCAUAAACGAGGUGUGGAGCUGGAAUACAUUCUAGAGACUUGGACGCAUCUGGAUGAAGAUUACCAGGAACUCACCAGGCAAUUGGAGUCUGUGGAAGGUAGCAUCCCCACUGUUGGUUUGGUGGAAGAGACGGAGGACAGGCUUAGAGAGCGGAUUACACUUUUUCAGCAUCUGAGAUCUAACCUGACUGAAUACCAACCUAAAUUAUACCAAGUGCUAGAUGAUGGAAAAAGGCUCCUUUUUUCUGUGAGCUGCUCAGAUCUCGAAAGCCAACUGAACCAACUAGGAGAACACUGGUUAAGUAACACCAGUAAGGUUAGCAAGGAGCUUCAGAGGCUGGAGACAAUACUGAAGCACUGGACAAGAUAUCAGAGUGAAUCAAAUGAAUUGACACGUUGGUUACAGUCUGCAAAGGAACGACUUGAGUUUUGGAGCCAGCAGUCUUUGACAGUUCCUCAGGAACUGGAAACAGUCCGAGAUCACCUGAACUCCUUUUUGGAGUUUUCAAAAGAAGUGGAGGCUAAAUCGUCACAGAAAUCUUCUGUCCUGAGUACUGGAAACCAGCUCCUCAGGCUGAAGAAGGUGGAUACAGCAGGAUUGCGUGCAGGAUUGUCCCACAUCGACAGUCAGUGGACAGAGCUGCUCACACAAAUACCAGCAGUACAAGAAAAAUUGCACCAGCUCCAAAUGGACAAAAUUCCUUCUCGUCAUGCUAUCACUGAAGUUAUGAGCUGGAUUGGUUUCAAGAUAGAUUUAAAUUGCAAACAAUUGACGGUAGACUUUGUGAACCAAUCAGUGCUACAGAUUAGCAGCCAGGAUGUUGAAAGUAAACGGAGUGACAAAACUGAUUUUGCAGAACAGCUUGGAGCAAUGAACAGACGUUGGCAGAUCCUGCAAGGCCUGAUAACAGAAAAGAUCCAGCUGUUGGAAAGUCUGCAGGAGUCCUGGACAGGAUAUGAAAAUAAUGUGCAGUGCCUAAAAACUUGGUUUGAAACCCAAGAGCAGAAGCUGAAACAGCAACAGAAAAUUGGAGACCAGGCUUCAGUACAGAAUGCUUUGAAAGACUGUCAGGAAUUAGAAGAAUUAAUAAGAACAAAGGAAAAAGAAGUUGAAAAUGUAGAACAGAGUGGUCUUUCUUUGAUACAGAACAAGAACAAAGAAGUCUCUUCUGCUGUUAUGAAAACACUGCAAGAAAUUAACCGUUCCUGGGCCAGUUUGGAACACAUGGUUAGCCAAAUGAAGAUAUUGUUGCAAUCUGUUCUUGAUCAGUGGAGCAUUUACAAAGUGGUUUAUGAAGAACUAAAUAGUUACUUGACAGAAGCUAGAUAUUCUUUGUCCCGUUUUUAUCUUCUUACCGGUUCUUUGGAAGCUGUGAAAGUCCAAGUCGAUAACCUUCAGAGCCUACAAGAUGAAUUGGAAAAGCAAGAAAGUAGCUUACAGAAAUUUGGUUCUGUGACCAACCAAUUGUUGAAAGAAUGUCAACCACCAGUGACUGAAACACUUACCAACACUUUGAAAGAAGUGAAUAUGAGGUGGAACAACCUUCUGCAGGAGAUUGCAGAGCGGCUGUGUGCCAGUAAGGGCCUCCUUCAGCUAUGGCAGAGGUACAAGGACUGUUACCAGCAGUGCUCCUCCAUAGUCCAUCAGCGGGAAGACCAGACCAAUGAACUCCUGAAGACUGCAAACAGCAAAGACAUUGCUGAUGAUGAGGUUACUGCCUGGAUUCAGGACUGCAAUGAUGUGCUUACGGAUUUGAAGGCAGCACAGGAGUCACUGGUUGUUCUUCAAGAGCUGGGAGAGGAGCUAAAAAGCCAGGUGGAGGCUUCAGCAGCAGCAGCUAUACAGUCUGAUCAUCUUUCUCUGAACCAGAAUCUGUCAACCCUAGAACAAGCUCUCCGCAAGCAACAGGCUGUACUUCAGGCUGGAGUGCUGGACUAUCAGACCUUUUCCAAGAACCUACAAGUCCUUGAGGCCUGGAUAAUGGAAGCAGAAGAAAUAUUGAAAGGGCAAGAUCCCAGUCACUCAUCUGAUCUCUCAGCAAUACAGAGUAGAAUGGAGGAACUCAAGAGUCAGAUGUUGAAAUUCAGCAGCAUGGCCCCAGAUUUGGACCGUCUUAAUGAGCUGGGUUACAGGCUUCCUCUGAAUGAUAAAGAAAUCAAAAGAAUACAGAAUCUGAACAGACAUUGGUCUCAGAUCUCCUCGCAGACUACGGAGAGAUUCAGUAAGCUGCAGUCUUUCUUGCUGCAGCAGCAGACCUUCUUGGAGAAAUGUGAGACUUGGAUGGAUUUAUUAGUUCAGACUGAGCAAAAGCUGGCAGCAGAGAUUUCAGGAAACUACCAGAGCCUUUUAGAGCAACAGAGGGCACAUGAGCUAUUCCAGGCAGAGAUGUUCAGCCGCCAGCAGAUUUUACAUUCAAUUAUCUCUGAUGGGCAGCACCUCCUAGAACAAGGACAGGUGGAUGACAGGGAUGAAUUUAAUCUGAAGCUGACUCUUUUAAGUGAUCAAUGGCAAGGAGUAAUUCGCCGGGCACAGCAGAGGAGGGGGAUCAUUGACAGCCAGAUUCACCAGUGGCAACGCUAUAGGGAGAUGGCAGAGAAGCUGCGCAAGUGGCUGGUGGAAGUAUCCUGUCAACCUGUGACUGGGCUACGCAACAUUCCUAUCACAUUGCAGCAAGCCAGAGCACUACUGGAUGAAGUGCAGCUUAAAGAGAAAGUUCUCCUAAGGCAGCAAGGGAGUUACAUCCUCACUGUGGAAGCUGGGAAGCAACUGCUGCUCUCUGCUGACAGUGAAGCUGAGGCAGCCCUGCAGACAGAGCUUACUGAAAUUCAGGAGCGCUGGAAAGUAGCUAGCACCCAGCUGGAGCAGCAAAAGAAACAGCUUGCCUUACUACUGAAAGACUGGGAAAAAUCUGAAAAGGGCAUAGCAGACUCCCUGGAGAAGCUAAGAUCAUUCAAAAAAAAGCUUUCUCAGCCUUUACCAGAACACCAUGAUGAGCUGCAUGCAGAGCAGAUUCGUUGCAAGGAGUUAGAGAAUGCUGUUGAAGGAUGGACAGAUGACCUUGCACACCUCUCUUUGCUGAAGGAGUCCCUGUCUAUAUAUAUCAGUGCAGAUGAUAUCUCAGUCCUCAGUGAACGCAUAGAGCUUCUGCACAGACAGUGGGAGGAGCUGUGCCACCAGGUAUCCUUACGUCGACAACAAGUUACUGAGAGACUGAAUGAGUGGGCUGUCUUCAGUGAGAAGAAUAAGGAACUCUGUGAAUGGCUGACACAAAUGGAAAGUAAGGUUUCUCAAAAUAGUGACAUCCUCAUAGAAGAAAUGAUUGAAAAACUUAAAAAGGAUUAUCAAGAGGAAAUUGCGGUAGCCCAGAAGAGCAAAAUCCAGCUCCAGGAAAUGGGAGAGCGACUUGCUAAAGCUAGCCAUGAGAGUAAGGCAUCAGAGAUUGAGUACAAACUUAGCAAGAUCAAUGACAGGUGGCAACAUCUUCUAGAUCUUAUUGCAGCCAGGAUAAAGAAGUUGAAGGAGACCCUGGUUGCAGUACAGCAGCUGGAUAAAAAUAUGAAUAGCCUGAGGUCAUGGCUUGCCCACAUUGAAUCAGAGCUAUCCAAACCUAUCGUCUAUGAAACUUGUGACUCUGAAGAGAUACAAAGGAAGCUAAAUGAACAGCAGGAACUUCAGAAGGACAUAGAGAAACACAGCACCGGAGUGGCAUCUGUUCUCAAUCUAAGUGAAGUGCUCCUUCAUGACUGUGAUGCUUGUGCCACAGAAGCAGAGUGUGACUCUAUACAGCAGGCUACACGCAAUCUGGACAGAAGGUGGAGGAAUAUUUGUGCAAUGUCAAUGGAAAGGCGACUUAAAAUUGAAGAGACAUGGCGGCUAUGGCAAAAGUUUUUGGAUGAUUACUCUAGAUUUGAAGACUGGCUAAAAAUCUCUGAGAGGACAGCUGCUUUCCCAAGCUCCUCUGGUGUGCUUUACACGGUUGCUAAGGAAGAACUCAAGAAAUUUGAGGCAUUCCAGAGACAAGUGCAUGAAAGUCUGACUCAGCUGGAACUAAUCAAUAAACAAUAUCGUCGCCUGGCCCGAGAGAACCGCACUGACUCUGACUGCAGCCUCAAGCAAAUGGUUCAUGAAGGGAACCAGAGAUGGGACAACUUACAAAAGCGAGUUACCUCCAUCCUGCGCAGGCUAAAACAUUUUAUUGGCCAGCGUGAGGAGUUCGAGACCGCACGUGAUAGCAUCCUGGUAUGGCUAACAGAGAUGGACCUGCAGCUGACCAACAUUGAGCAUUUCUCAGAGUGUGAUGUCCAAGCAAAGAUAAAGCAACUUAAGGCUUUCCAGCAAGAAAUUUCACUGAACAACAACAAAAUUGAUCAGAUAAUUGUGCAGGGUGAGCAACUUAUUGAGAAAACUGAGCCCAUGGAUGCAGCUGUCAUUGAAGAAGAACUGGAUGAACUGCGCCGUUACUGUCAAGAGGUCUUUGGACGUGUGGAACGCUAUCACAAGAAACUUAUCCGGCUUCCUCUGACAGAUGACGAACACGACAUCUCUGACAGAGAGGUGGAUCUGGAUGAAUCAGCAGAUCUCUCUGACAUACACUGGCAUGACAAAUCUGCAGACAGCGUUCUGUCCCCACACCCUUCUUCCAACCUGUCGCUGCCUCUUUCCCAGCCAGUGAGAAGUGAGAGAUCAGGGCGAGAUACACCUGCAAGCGUGGACUCCAUUCCCCUGGAAUGGGAUCAUGACUACGACCUUAGCAGAGACCUAGAGACAGCCAUUUCACGGACACUGCACUCUGAGGAAGAAGACGGUGGGCAAGAGAAGGACUUCUACCUGAGAGGAGCAGCUGGUGUAACAGGAGAACCUGGUGCCCUGGAAGCACAUAUCCGACAGCUGGACAAGGCCUUAGACACCAGUCGUUUCCAAAUACAACAAACAGAAAACAUCAUCCGCAGCAAAACACCUACAGGACCAGAGCUGGAUUCCAGUUACAAAGGAUAUAUGAAGCUACUAGGUGAGUGCAGUGGAAGCAUAGAUUCAGUAAAAAGGCUUGGAUAUAAAUUGAAGGAAGAAGAAGAAAAAUUUUCUGGACUUAUUAACCUGAACAGUACUGAAACACAAACAGCUGGUGUAAUUGAACGAUGGGAAUUAAUCCAGGCUCAAGCUCUAAGCAAGGAACUGAGGAUGAAGCAGAACCUUCAGCAAUGGCAGCAAUUUAACUCUGACCUUAAUAGCAUUUGGGCUUGGUUGGGAGAAACUGAAGAGGAACUGGAGAAGCUCCGCCACCUUGAUCUCAGCACUGACAUACAAACUAUUGAGCUCAGAAUUAAAAAACUGAAAGACCUGCAAAAAGCAAUUGAUAAUCGCAAAGCAAUCAUCUUAUCCAUCAAUCUAUGUAGCUCAGAGUUCACUCAGUCUGACAGCGAAGAGAGCAAGAAGCUUCAAGAGCGCCUGUCUCAGAUGAAUGUGCGUUGGGACCAUGUGUGCUGUAUGAUCGAAGAGUGGCGCUGCUCAUUGCAGGCUGCAUUAAUGCAGUGCCAGGAUUUCCAUGAAAUGAGCCAUGGUUUGCUGCUUUGGUUAGAGAAUAUUGACAGAAGAAAAAAUGAGAUUGUGCCCAUCAAUCCGAACCUGGACUCAGAUACGCUGCAGGAUCAUCACAGACUUUUACUGCAAAUCAGACGUGAACUGCUGGAGUCUCAGUUGAAGGUGGCAUCAUUGCAAGAUAUGUCCUGCCAAUUGCUAGUCAAUGCCGAAGGCGAGGACUGUCUUGAAGCCAAAGAAAAGGUGCAUGUCAUUGGAAACAGACUGAAGCUUCUCUUGAAGGACGUCACACGUCAUAUUAAAGACCUAGAGAAAAUUCUAGACAUUUCAAGUAGUCAGCUGGAAUUGUCCUCGUGGUCCUCUGCUGAUGAAUUAGACACAUCAGGCUCAGUGAGUCCUGUAUCUGGAAGAAGCACUCCAAGCAGACAGAGAACGCCACGGGGCAAAUGUAGUCUCUCACAGCCUGGACCCUCUGUCAGCAGUCCACAUAGCAGGUCCACAAGAGGUGGCUCAGGUUCCUCCCCUUCUGAGGCUGGGCCAGCACGGCGGCACCCAUCCUUCUUCCUCAGAGUCCUCAGAGCUGCUCUGCCACUUCAGCUCCUCUUGCUGCUCCUGAUUGGGCUGGCUUGCCUGGUGCCGAUGACUGAGGAGGACUACAGCUGUACUAUGGCCAACAACUUUGCCCGCUCUUUCCACCCCAUGCUAAAAUACAUGAAUGGUCCACCUCCAUUAUGAAGGAGACCUGUGAGACAGCAGGUGACCAUGCAGGAGAGCUAGCUGUGAGGCAGGAUGGUUUUAAAGGGUGGCAGGAUUCAGUGUGGCAGCUUUACCUACUUAAUGUAGUUGCUGCUGUGCUCAUUAUCAUUCUCUGCUGGCACUCAGCUAGUAACACAUCAGUAUAUCAGUAUCAAAUUCACAAUGUAUUACCUAAGUAGCAUUGUUCAAAUACUUACAUCCUGGGUACUAAGGAGGAUGUGACGUGUGUGAGGGAAAUGUCCUUCUGUCCAGCAUUCUGGAUCUUUAGCCACUUUAUAUCCAAGUCAUUGCCCUGUACUAUGCAUAGCUGAGGACUUGAUACUGUAGAUCCUUUCCUAUGUGCUGCUCUAAAUGAGCCUUUAGCCAGUCCUUGUUAAAUACCCUCUUGGUAUCUACAGUAUACAAAAUAACCAAUGCUAAAGAAAUUUUAGAGCAUUUGUAACAUACAGUUUUAAAGGAUCUUGUAU